AUAACAAAUUCAUAUUCCUUUUCCCUUUUUAUUUUCAACAAGUAAAUAUUUAAAAACCAUACGCACAAAGCGUGUGAAUACAUCUUGGCGCGGAAUGUGAUUAACAAUAAAUUGAGAUAAUUGAAUGAACCGCGUUCGAAUGAAUCACUUCAAGUUGCAUCGUUUUUAUCUAAAACUGCGCUCCUCUUAGUCUCUCGGUCCGAAAUGUUGAAUAAACGGAUGGAAUAUAAAUAUACGUGCAAUUAAAUCGACGAUUCUACCCCGGUGGAGGAAAAACGGAAAAUAACGAAGCAGCAGCCACGAAGCGGCGUCGAGGUUGAAAACGUUGAAGAUGGCUGGUUGGCAAACGUGGGUCGUUGACAUCGUCCCGUGAUUUUCCUCGACGAUCACACGGAUGCACCUUACACGUGUGUGCACGUGUCCAUUACGUCGUUCUACCCACCCUUUCUCCCUGCUCUCUGGCAUCGAAUGGGUGAAAAGAGCUGUAGGGGGUUGGAGGGUGAGGAGGAUCGAACCCCUCACCACCAGUUGCAUACGCGAUUGCAUCCACCCCCCACGCAAUUAUCUCAUCCAGUAGUGGAAGCUUCUAUAGAUAGAUCGAUAUUCCUCUCUCCUUUCUUUCUCACUUCGUCUCUCGAUAUUUCUCGCUAGUUUACUCUUUGCUUUCCGAACGAGAGCUCCCUCUUCUGCCGCGGACAUCUUCCUUCAUUUUUCCUUACUUUAUCUGUGGCCGCGCGAAUCACGCUUGUAUCGCGAACACAGUUUAUUUGUACGGAUAAUUAUGCUCCUCUUAUGCGUUUAUUUUAGACGAUUCGACACUAUAUUGGAAGACCGCCGUCACCGUUGUUUGCGCCGAUUUUUCGCGUCUGCCUUUUCCCCGAUUAUUCUCCUUAGAAACUAGGGUAAAAGAAAUCGAAAGUGGCGCGAACAUGGUUUCUUCAAAGAUCUCUAAUUAAAAUAACCGCUACCUGGGUUUCGGUUAAGUGUUCCUUUCGUAGGUGACUAAUCCUUAAGUUAGUCCGUCAGGGUAUAACUAGGGUCUCCGGUCACCGAUGAUUCACGGUUGUUUGUCAAAAGCAAUGUCUCAUUGCUCUGUUAGUCUAUUUACAUAAUAAGAGGCUCCAGAAACAAUUUAUGAUAAUAGCAGACAUUUUUUGUUAACCCUUCGUGCUCCUAAUAACCUGCGUUUCAAUGUAAAGACAGAUCUCCUUACAUUUUGCAAAAUUUUCUCUGCUAAUAGUUAAAAUUGAAAAAAAAAAGACGAAUCUCGAAUAAUUAUAAUUGUAGUCGGUCGCGCUAUACAUAGCUAUUUCCAUUGUGGCAGACAACGUGUUAAUAGCCAGGAGAUAAACUCGCGUCGGUCGGUUUUUACCCUGGCCGAGGAGAGUAGGCGAGGAACAAUCGUCGAUCUCGUCUGGACUUUGCACGGUUCGAUGUCUGACGCUCGUCGUGUUUGUAUCGCGCGCGGAAAAAUGAAAAUCACGACCGGUCGUCGAUGCGUCGCGUCCCGUCGCGUCGCGUCGCUUAGGCUAAAAACUGCCCGGCUGCGAGCAACCAGCUCGUGGGUUAUUUAAAUACCGCGGUUCGCGCUGAAAGUUUUGAGAAUUGCGGCCAAAAUAACACGUUCGCCAACUGAUUCGAGAGAAAAAUACUAUCGCAAAUCGUUCGCCCGAAUAAUGAAAAGAAAGAAAAUUUCUAAGUACGAUUGUUCGAGCUUGGGAUUGACAAUUUCAUUAAGACGCGUGCCAAUGAAAAAAAAAAAAAAAAAUAAUUUCGCGAUAAUCAUUCCUGGUUAUGUAGCGUUGCAGUCACGGACGAGAGAGUUUAUUAUAUAAGUUACCUCGACGAUGACGAACCAGGUCGUCGACGGUUCCGUUUUAUCUCGGGGUGACGCACGCGUUGUUGUGCAGCUCGAAUCGGUAGCCUUGAACUUCGACUUGGAACGUGUCAUUGUCCGAAUUGAAUUAUUGGCUCGAUGCAGUUCCGUAUCGCGCGCACGCCACCGAGGUUUCGUCGAUUUAUCUUCGAUCGACUCGUUUUUAACGCUUCGAAGCGUCGUUGGUAACAAUGCUGGAGAAAGGUUGCCAACGGUAACAGGUUCGGUUCAAAGGAGCACCGUCACGUCGGCAAACCGCGCGCACUCCGCAUCACGAAGGAUCAGCCAUCAGCAACGUCAGCAGCAACCACCUCAACAGCAGCAGCAGCAGCAACAACAGCAGCAGCAGCAGCAGCCACAGUCUCAACAACAAUCGGCGCAACAGGCGAGGAUACCAGUAGGAUCCUUAAGGAACUCGGAUGAGCACGGAUCGAGAGCCAGCUCGGCACAGGACGUUUGCGAUAAUUCCAACGAUUCCGGGCUCGGCUUCGAGGACCGUCAGCAACAUCUCACGAACGCAACCGCUUGGAACGGCGCCGGCGAGGAGGACUCGAAGAGAAGGAAGAUGGACAUCAAGCUCGAGUCCGAGGAUGCGAAUUUCGCGUUCCCCGAGGUGACGCAUUCCUCGAGCCCUGAUAGCAAAACGGCCAAUAGAAACAGUUCGAACGGGAUAGCUGUGCUGGCCACGAUCUCUGGGAACAGGACGGGGAACGGGAGCUCGGGAAGGGUUGUCGAGGUGUCCAGAUCUCGUCCAGGCUUGGGUGUCCUCGCGAAGAGGUCAUCAGCCCCCCAUCAAGGCCCAGUCACCCUCACCUCUCAACUGUGCAGUGCUUCCGCAGAUGGAAAGGUGCAAUUGCAAAUAAUCUGCCAGCCGGAGCAGCAGCACCGGGCCCGUUACCAAACCGAAGGAUCCCGAGGAGCAGUGAAGGAUCGUACCGGAAACGGGUUCCCAAUCGUUCGUCUGGUCGGUUACGACAAACCGACCACGCUUCAAGUCUUCAUCGGCACGGACCUCGGCCGUGUCGCGCCCCACAUGUUCUACCAAGCUUGCCGUGUCAGCGGCAAGAACUCAACCCCGUGUAUCGAGCGUAAAAUCGACGGUACCAUCGUGAUCGAGGUGGACAUGGAUCCAGCGAAAGACAUGAUGGUCACCUGCGACUGUGUCGGUAUACUGAAGGAGCGCAACGUCGACGUGGAGCACAGAUUUCCACAGGAAGCCGGUGUACUUCAGGGACGCAGUAAAAAGAAGUCGACUCGUUGUCGCAUGGUUUUUCGCACGACGAUCGCUCGUCCCGAUGGUAGCACGGAAACUCUUCAAGUCUGUUCUCAACCGAUAGUCUGUACUCAACCACCGGGUAUACCGGAGAUCUGCAAAAAGUCCCUCACCUCCUGUCCAUGCACCGGUGGAUUAGAAUUGUUUAUACUUGGGAAGAACUUUCUUAAAGAUACUCGUGUAGUGUUUCAAUUAGACAACGACGAUUUGUCGAGUAGCUUAGAACCGCACUGGGAGUGCGCCGUCUUACCCGACAAAGAGUUCCUGCAACAGACGCAUCUGGUAUGCGUGGUGCCUGCAUACAGGCGGCAAGAUCUUGCGCCCUCGGAAUCUGUUAGCGUGAAAUUGUACGCGGUGUCGUCCGGGAAAACGAGCGAGCCUCAUACGUUCCUUUACACCGCCGCGUCCGCAGCUCCGGAGCCAUCGGUGGGCAAGAUCGAGCCCAUCACGCCGCCAUUGUCAACCUCGAACGGCGAUUCCGCGUUAGCAACGUCCCCAGCAGCAGCCGUGUCCUUAACCACGGGUGUAUCAUCGAACACUCUGAUCACACAAGCAGCCGCGGGAACGCCGAAUUUCUUGACAACGAUACAGCCACAACAACCAUCCUCUCAAACGACGGAAACUCUUAAAAGCGAUCCAAGCCCGCCACCAGUAACGGCAUCGUCUCAGGUAACUCCAGUUCUGAUGUGGGCUGCUCAAAGUCCAAAUUGCCAAAAUUCCCCGCCUGACGUGAUGAUGCCGCCGCCAGCCAUGGUAGCGAAUCCCCUUCUAAAUCGCAGAUCGUCUUCGAACCUUCAAUUAAUCCUGCCCGAUAAUUUGAAGACCGAGGUGCUAGACGAGAAUAGCGAGAACAGUAUGAUUAGCGAGAACAGCAUGCAAAGCAUACCAACGCCGACCGCGAACGGUUCGACGGGGACGAGCCCGUUGCAGCAGCUCGUGAACGAGAAUUCCAGGGAAACGCCGCAAACGAAUAUGAUCAGAUCGGUACCGGUUGCGGCGAACAGUUCCCCGGUACAGGAAGCGGUCAAUCUACUCGGUGUGGUCGAUUUGAUGCGGAACCAACAUCCGUUGUCGAUGGUGUCCACCCACCAGAACACCUACGGAGGUAUGCACGAAUCGUCUCAAGUCAAAGUUCUAAGUCCUCAUCAUAUCAACAAAGAAACUAACCCGAUGUUACCGGCAGAAGGCAGCCCUAACGGAACUCUACAGGGUGGCGGCGGUGUUGUUGAUCUCCGAAUGAAACAUCAUCAGUCAGAGUUCGGCAAUUUGUCGAACUUCACCGGUACGUCGAACGGACAGCUACCCGCCCAGAGUGGGCAUAGCGUAGAGAAAUACCUGAAUCAUAUCGAAUCUAACGGGAAGGAGGCUGAGAGUCAGGAGAACGGCUUCGUAGGUAGUAUACAGCAACGAGCUUCCAUAAUCGCUACAGGACGACAACCUCAGCAGGGACAAGCUUCCAACAUUUUAGCCUCUCCGAAUCAAGGUGUGAAGCUGGAUACUCUCGUCAAUUCAGGCGCGGAAUCUCAUCAAUUAAUGUCACCGCUUCGCACCGUCAAUCCCAACAGCAGCACCAUGAUGAACCACGUGUCCGCGGUGACCGAUCACGAGACGAUCCCGAGCCCUCAACAGAGCAGAAACAGUCCACCGAUUCCCGUCAAGACGAUGCUCCUCGAAGCUUUGAUGCCGGCUCAAAGCGUACCGCCUUUGAUUGGGAACGGCGGGACCACCGUCUCGUCUCCUGCCUCGGUUGUCCAGGAGCCGACCAACGGCGACAGUCUGCUCACGACUAUCAACGCUGCCCUCUUGCCAGCGAUGCAAGAGCCAGUCGUUACUACGAGCGGUACGUCGAAUUCUAGCGUUACUGUACCAUCCCAUAAUCAGAUGCAAGUUACGAACGAGACUAUGUCGAUAGCGGCGGAACAUAUUCCGCAGAUUCAGGGUCUUAUUCAGCAAGAAGUUGUAGCGAUGCAACAGGCGCAGCAAGUUGAACAGGUUGUCGCGCAGGCACAGCAGCAGGUGGAACAAGUUGUCGCUCAGGCGCAGCAGCAAGCGGUCCAGGCUGUACAACAGGCGCAGCAACAGGUUGUCCAGCACGUGGUGCAGCACGCGCAAGUUGUCCAGCAGGCUGUACAACAAGUACAAGCGGCGCAACAGGUUCGGGCUGUGCCGGCUGUUCAGCACGCGAUGCAACAGGCUACGCAGGAAGUGGUCCAGCAGGCGGUGCAGCAAGCGACUCAGGAAGUGGUGCAGCAGGUGCAAGCGGUUCAGCAAGCGGUGCAGCAGGCGCAAGCGGCUCAGGCGAUGCAACAGGCGGUGCAGCAAGAUAUAGGUUCGAUGUUGAACCAACCAGCUGGUUUCGUUGCUGAGGCUAGUUCUGCUCUGGCGAGCGGUGCGGCUCAGGAACCGUCGCAGCAGAGACUGACCACUGCUGCGGAACAGGCGAUCAACAACGUGAUCACUAACGCAACACAAGAUAUAAUUAACAAUCGACCCAUCACCACGACCACCGCGCAUGCCAUCAUCGCGACGAAAAAUAUAUUAAACAGCGUCGCCACUCAAAGCGCCCAGCUGAUGAACAGCGCUAUGGAGGGAAUCUUACCGAAAUCUCCGCCCGGUCAAAAUAAUAUCGUCGAACAGGUAGCGAGCAAAUCACCGCCUGUUGCCUUACCCGUCACCCCCAACAGACAGAAUGUAAACCCACCUAUUACAAAUACGGCCAACAAUACAACUGGAACGACGGUUCGAAAGCAAGAAGAUGGUAUGUUGCCUCAAGAGCUUACAUCGAUGUCAGAACAUGAUCUGUUGAGCUACAUAAAUCCAAGCUGUUUCGAUUCUCAGAAUAACUUUCUUAUGUAGUACUGCCGUAUUCUUGUCAUUAAAAUACGUGUAUAAUUGUAUCCGAUCUAUUCGGAUGCAACGGACGAAAGAGAGCGUGACUGAUUGAGUGAGAGAGAGAGAGAGAAUGAAAAAAAAAACAAAGUAAUUAAUUCCAAUCAAUUGUGUAUAAGAAAGUAUAUUCUUGGCUCAGUACGAG
Molecule: messenger RNA, 6183 nt
Organism: Osmia lignaria (orchard mason bee)
Lineage: Eukaryota; Metazoa; Arthropoda; Insecta; Hymenoptera; Megachilidae
Gene: NFAT
Product: nuclear factor of activated T cells 3
Biological process (GO): regulation of transcription by RNA polymerase II
Cellular component (GO): transcription regulator complex
Molecular function (GO): RNA polymerase II cis-regulatory region sequence-specific DNA binding; DNA-binding transcription factor activity, RNA polymerase II-specific; transcription factor binding
Source: RefSeq, a predicted model, not a curated record